AUGGAGCUGCCAUUGAGUCAACGUCACUUCUCAGGGACACUCCUGCUUUUGGUGAUGUCAAACCUGCUGCUGUGGGAGAAAGCUGCAGCAAUUCUGCCAUGUCUUGCCAAAGAGGGAGGCUGUACGGAACCCCUUGUGGAAACAUUUAAGAAUACCAUCAAUAGAGCUGAAUCAAUCAGUAAUCUUGCUGAGCAAAUGAAUGAAGAAUUUUUCCGCAAUGACGGCUCUUCCAUAUAUUUUAGGAAUUUUCUUUCAAAAAUGAUUAGGGAGGAUUAUCGUAGCUUCAUGGCCAGAACUCACUGCCACUCCAGCAUCGCAAACCCUCCAGAUUGGGGAACUGAACACACAAAUAUUGCAACCGAAAAAUAUUUAAAAAUGCUGAUCAAUUUUGUGGGUGCCUGGGAUGCCCCUCUGUACCAUCUUGUGGUUGAACUGAGUGCCAUGGACGAUGUUCCUGAAAGUAUCCUUUUAAAAGCCAAAGAGAUUGAAGAGAACAACAGAGAACUCCUGGAUGAUCUUAGAUGGAUAUUCACCAAGGCCUAUCCUACAGAAAAGAUACAGGAAAAUUUCCCACGCUGGCAACAUCUUCCAUACAUAAAAUCAAGUCUCAGAAAUGAUCAGUUUUGGGCAAUAUUUAACCUUUGCAGCUGCCUAUGCGAAGAUAUAUAUUUCACUUUAUUUCAUCUCAAAACACUGAUGUGUCGAAUAACCAGGGAAAACUGUUAA
Psammomys obesus (fat sand rat) is the source of this 726-nucleotide messenger RNA. Its product is annotated as prolactin-8A9-like. Bases 1 to 726 code for a protein of 241 amino acids. The transcript is spliced from 6 exons. Gene Ontology annotation, molecular function: prolactin receptor binding; hormone activity. Gene Ontology annotation, cellular component: extracellular region. Gene Ontology annotation, biological process: positive regulation of receptor signaling pathway via JAK-STAT; mammary gland development; response to nutrient levels. NCBI's taxonomy places the organism in Eukaryota, Metazoa, Chordata, Mammalia, Rodentia, Muridae. The record is from RefSeq and is a predicted model, not a curated record.